GUCCUGUGCUAGCUUACUGUUCUUGUAACUUCAACGUCAUGCGGAUUAAAUAAACUCAAGAUCGGAACAUUUUCAGGGAUGGCAAGGGGAAUGUACGUUUGCGUCGUGAAUUACAUUUACAGUUGUUGGUAGCCUAGUAGCAGAUUCCUAGCUUCGUCGUGUUUUUUUGUUCUAUGGAAACAUAUUUCAACGAAAACACAAUGCUUUGCCAUAACCAGCAGAUGAACAAUAACGCAAAUGACAGUCAAGAGCACGCGGCUAAACAAGUACAGUUCAGCAGUAGCGUCUUCCAAUCGGAAGCGUUCACCGACGGAGAUAACGGACAACAUAACGACACCUUGACAUUAAGUAGCGAAGCGCAGUGUCUGAUCGGACCACAGUUGAAGCUCCUUCCACUGAAUGACCAAAUACGAGAACUACAGACCAUCAUACGAGAUAAGUCGACCAGUAGAGGUGAUUUCGUGUUUUGUGCAGAUAGACUGAUCAGGUUAGUGGUUGAAGAAGGACUCAAUCAGCUUCCAUACAGUGAGUGCACCGUCACCACUCCAACAGGGCACAAAUAUGAUGGCGUCAAGUUUGAGAAGGGUAACUGUGGAGUCAGCAUCAUGAGGAGUGGGGAGGCCAUGGAACAGGGUCUGAGGGAUUGCUGCCGGUCCAUCCGCAUUGGGAAGAUCCUCAUCCAGAGCGACGAGGAGACCCAGAAAGCCAAAGUUUACUACUCCAAAUUCCCCCCUGACAUCAGUCGCCGCAAGGUUUUGCUCAUGUACCCUAUCCUCAGCACAGGAAACACUGUAAUCGAAGCGGUCCGAGUUCUGCGAGAGCACAGACUGCAAGCCAAACACAUCAUUCUCCUCAGCCUUUUUUCUACACCACAUGGUGCAAAAUCAAUCAUUCAGGAGUUUCCUGACAUCACCAUACUGACAACGGAAGUUCACACAGUGGCUCCAACACACUUUGGCCAGAGAUACUUUGGUACCGACUGACCACGUUCCACAUCAAUAUGUUACACACUGACUGCUAUCAGUGUCUGUGCUGCUGUGACAGGUCAGCCAGAAAAGUGUCUAUGCGUAUUCCUUUGUUGUUCCUCUUUUGAGAUUUGCUGCCUUAAUUAGAUCUAGUUCCUGCACAAGUCAAUACAACACAGAACUACAUAUACAUUAACAGAUGUGUGUUGGAAAUCCAUGGCAAAAGAAAGAAAAGUGCGAAGAACCACAUUCCAGUCUGGUGGCCUGGCAUACUUGUUGCAUGUGCUACUGCACUACAUUCAUCUGUCCACUUGCUCAUUUGGUGGUGACUGGGAGAGAAUAAAUAAUAACAAAUGAA
Alosa sapidissima (American shad) is the source of this 1323-nucleotide messenger RNA. RefSeq names its product uracil phosphoribosyltransferase homolog. The record is from RefSeq and is a predicted model, not a curated record. The coding region runs from base 174 to 983 and encodes 269 amino acids. Lineage: Eukaryota; Metazoa; Chordata; Actinopteri; Clupeiformes; Clupeidae. The transcript has 7 exons.